ACUCCCAAUUUUCCUUCAAGUACAGAGUAACAGUGUUGGAGAAAACCUUCCAAUAAGCCCAAAUGGGUCUCCACUCGCUCUAUUCCAAUCUCAGAAGCAUCAAUCCUUCCUACAUUGCUUGCUCGUGGAGGUUUAUCUCAUCUAACUCCUUGUCAAUCGAUACCACCGCCGGUGAAUCUUCGCUGUCGAGAAAGGACCAGAACGAUGAGCUCAAGAGCAGGAUAUUCAGGCUCAUAUUCCCCAGACGAAGCGCGACGACUGUGCUCCAAAAUUGGGUCGAUGAAGGCCGCAGAGUUUCGGUUUCCGAGCUUCGACGCAUAUGCAAACAACUUAUGAACUUUCGCCGAUACAAGCAUGCUCUUGAGAUAUUAACUUGGAUGGAGGAUCAAGCAAGAUUCCAGAUUUCAGCAGCUGAUCAUGCUAUCAGGUUGGAAUUAAUUACCAAAGUGCAUACUUUAAAGGAGGCUGAAGAAUAUUUUGCAAUUAUACCCAACAGUGCUUCACAGAAAGCUGCCUGCCUCCCUCUUCUUCAUUUGUAUGUUAAAGAAAGAGCAACUGAGAAAGCUGAGGCUCUCAUGUUGAAGAUGAAUGGCUUGGGGCUGAUUGUAAACCCUCAUCCAUUUAAUGAGAUGAUGAAGCUUUAUAUGGCCACAUCUCAGUAUGAGAAAGUAGCUUCUGUCAUCCUACAAAUGAAGCAAAACAAAAUACCCCGAAAUGUCCUCUCCUACAACCUUUGGAUGAGUGCAUGUGGUGAGCUAUCUGGGGUUGCAUCAGCAGAGAUGGUUUACAAAGAGAUGCUAAACGACAAGAAUGUUGAAGUGGGAUGGAGCUCUCUAUCUAGUUUGGCCAAUAUUUACCUUAAAUCAGGACUUUGUGACAAGGCCACUUUGGCCCUCAGAAAAGCGGAAAAGAAGCUAUCUAACUGCAACCGCCUUGGUUACUUCUUUCUCAUAACACACUAUGCCUCGUUGAAAAAUAGGGAUGGAGUUCUUCGGCUUUGGGAAGCUUGUAAAGCAGUAGAAGGUAGAAUCACUUGUGCCGACUAUAUGUGUAUCUUGUCAUGUUUUGUGAAGCUCGGCGAUAUUGAAGAAGCUGAGAGGGUUUUCAUGGAAUGGGAGUCCCAGUGUAGGAAGUAUGACAUAAGAGUCUCCAACGUUCUUCUAGGUGCAUACAUGAGGAACGGGUUAAUGGAGAAAGCUGAAUCAUUACAUCUCCGCACAUUGGAGAAAGGUGGGCGUCCGAAUUAUAAGACGUGGGAAAUUCUCAUGGAGGGGUGGGUAAAAAGCCAGGAUAUGGAUAAAGCUAUUAGUGCCAUGAAAAAUGGAUUUUCCUUGUUAAAACAUUGUGACUGGAGGCCUUCACCUAGUACUGUAGUGACAAUUGCAGAGUACUUUGAGAAGAAAGGAAAUAUUGUAGAUGCAAAGCGGUAUGUCGAGUUUAUUAGGCGAUUGGGUCUUGCAAGUUUGCCUGUCUAUAAAUCAUUGCUUAGAAUGUAUGCCUGCACUCAAGCACCAAUUCAGGAAAUCCUUAAAAUGAUGCAGAAGGACGAAAUAAAUAUGGAUGAUGAGACUUCUGCUCUUAUUCAGGCCUUCAAGGUGUAAGCCAGAACGGUACUAUGGGAUACAUAAACCAAAUGCAGACACUCUAAAGAAUGCACAUUUGUAGAUGGGGGUUAAGACUUCAAAUUGAAGCAGCCAUCAAAAUCUUGUGGAAGUAUUUACUAUACACUAGCAAUUAGUCUUUUGGUGGCACAAAUUUGUUGAUAAUGGGAGCUUCAAGGUAUCAUGAAAGUUAUAGAAGCCGCACGUUGAGUGAAUGGAUGUUCUUCUUCUGUCAGGUCUAUGCCCCGAAUUUCCUCAACAAUCCGAGGCCAGCAUCCAAUCCAGCCAGCACUGAUGCCCACCAGCCCUACUUGUUUCACAUCCAAUUUCAGAUCAUGUUGUGCUUUUUUUUGGUAGCAUUGCCUACCUUGUGGAAUGAAGCAGAUUGUUGCGCUGAAAAGAGAAGAUGAUUGAUAUUUUUGGAAGUAUCGAUGAAGAGAAUCGUAAAGUUUGUUAGGCUUUUGGGUCUUGCAAGUUUGCAAGUCCAACAAUCAUAAGAUAUAGCUUGGAAUUGAACAUCCUUAAUUAAAAUGAUGCAGAAGCAUGAAAUUGAUACAGAUGAUGAGACUUAUACUCUUCUUCUGCUCAUCUUGUUCUUGAAGUCGAAGGCUGGAAGCAGGGAAAAAGGUAAUGUGGAGUAUUACAUACAGAGCACACUUUAUUUCAUCCGGGUUUCUUUAUUGUUUAUCCCAGUAUGUCUUUAACCAUCAAUGCCAUUCAUAUACUUCUAAUUUGAUUGUUGCAGGUUAGACAUGCUAUACAUAGCUGUGUGUGUGUAGGAAUUCGUCAUGGUUUUGUUUGAUUGUUUGGUUUUCUUUAGGAAUACGAAAUUUUGUUUUGUACUGCAGUUAUAUAUUGGUUAUUGCAAUGUCUAAUAGUCUAAUACAUAA
This is a messenger RNA of Cornus florida, 2491 nucleotides long. Its product is annotated as pentatricopeptide repeat-containing protein At5g27460. Gene Ontology annotation, cellular component: mitochondrion. NCBI's taxonomy places the organism in Eukaryota, Viridiplantae, Streptophyta, Magnoliopsida, Cornales, Cornaceae. The coding region runs from base 63 to 1601 and encodes 512 amino acids. The record is from RefSeq and is a predicted model, not a curated record. The transcript has 4 exons. Gene Ontology annotation, molecular function: protein binding.